AUGGCUAAUGGGCCUCAUGCGCAGCCAGUCGGCGAGGACGCCUGGCUCGCAUUGAUCGAAGAAGAGUCGCGCGCCAAGGCCAGAGACAUCUCCAAUCGCAUCGACGUCCUCGAGCGCUACAAGCAGGCAGUCAAUGCCGAGUAUGGCAGCCUCAGAAUAUGGAUCGCGUACUGUGAAUACUUUUGGUCUCUCUACAUCGAGUGCAAUUCCUACGCCAACAACGGGUACCGCCUGUCGCAUGAAGAGAAGCUCAUUGGUCGCGAGAUAUUCUCCCUCGAUGCUGCGCUGUCCCUGUGGCAGCAGGGCUACGAGUCCGUCAGGUAUCGUCUGAGCGACAGCCACGAGCUGUGGAAUCGAUGGGUCGCCCUAGAGAUGGAGCUGCUGUCAAGUACUCGGACUAACCAGGGCGUGCAACGCAUCACUCAUCUCUUCAAGAACCGGCUGCAGACACCCCAUAAGACUUGGGACGAGACCUCGCAGAUGUUUUCUACCUUUCUCUCAGAAUACAACAGGUCAGAAUACGAAAGCACAAUGCAGGACAUCUCGAGUAGCUCUCAGGAGACGAGGAAACUCUGGGACGACCGAGAGACCUUCGAGAUAAAACUGAGGAGGGCAAGGGCCGAGGGCAAACUUGACGAGGAAAAGACCGUCAUGCAAGGGUACCUGGGCUGGGAGAUGAGACAGAAUAGAAGCAAAGAUGCCUUUCACCAAGGAGUACUGGUUGAGAUCUGCCUAGGCCUUUACUCGCGCGCUCUGACUGGCAUCUUUUCCAGAGACGACAGUGUUUGGACUGAUUACGUCGUUUGGGUCUCAUCUCUGUACACUGUCUUCAGCAGCGGCCGAUCCCAGGCAAACGACAUGCUGCGUAUCCUUCCGAACCUCCUGGACACUCUUCAGCGUGCAGUCUCGCAUUGCCCUUGGGCCGGCACAUUGUGGGCGCGCUACAUCCUCAGUGCCGAGGAGGCCGGCCUCUCCUACGACAACGUCGAACGCAUCAAGCACGCUGCUACUUCCAGUUCUCAGCUCGAUCGGGACGGCAUGGCCAGCGUCAUCGAUCUGUACGCUGCCUGGUGUGGCUUCCUGAAGCGCCGUGCCAUGAAUCCAAAUGCGACAGAUGAGGACGCAGAUGUGGCCGAGAUAGGUUUGACCGCCGCCUUGGAAGACGUGCAAGUGUGGGGCAAGCGACUUUACGACAACGAAUACAAGGGCGACCCGAAUUUUCGUCUUGAGCGCAUCCUUAUCCAAUACCUGACUGAGAAGAAGGUCACGGUCGACGAGGCACGCAACUACUGGAACCAGCUGGCCAAGAAGAGCAUCUACGCCGACAGUUACAACUUCUGGUUGACCUUCUACAUGUGGGAGAUGUCCAUCUUCCAGACCCAUAAGGCGAUGAAUGGCAGGAGUCCAACCCCUGCUUCUCUGGCGUCCAGAGGUCUGCGAAUACCGACCUUGGCAACCAGCAUCCUGGCCCGUGCGGUGCAGCGGCGCACGCUGGACUGGCCUGAGAAGCUCAUGGAGAUAUACGUGCAGCACUGCAACGACUACGAACCUCCCGAAGCCGUUCGCCGCGCCAAUGACACUGUGCACAAGGGACUAAAGGCUGUCACCGAGCGGAGACAGGAGGAACAAGCGGCAGCUUACUCUGCUCAGCUGGCACAGUACCAAGAGCAGACACAGGCGUCAGCUGUUGCUGAGCAGUCAACACAAGGUCCGGAUGAGACGUCUUCUAAGAAGAGGACCAGAGAUGACGGUGCUGACGAAGCGUCAGAGAGCUCGAGCAAACGUGUCAAACAGCAAGACUCGGAGGCUGAACAGCAGCGCUUGAAACGUGACCGCGAGAACACGUCAGUCUACGUCACCAAUCUGCCUCUUCCUCCGGAGUCUACUCAGACCAAGGUCCGACAGUACUUCCGCGAGUACGGGCAUAUCAACAACAUCGUCUUCAAGACCGAGACCAAUGGCCAAUCAGCUGUUGCUCUCAUCGAGUUUGCAACCCCAGAAGAAUUGCAAUCUGCUCUUCUUCGGGACGGAAAGUACUUUGGCCAACAGCAAAUCACGGUGCUUCCUGCGACAGGGACCACCCUGUAUGUUACGAAUUACCCCCCGCACGCCGAUGAUUCGUUUAUCCGGAACCUAUUUAAAGAUUGCGGCGAGAUCUUUUCGAUAAGGUGGCCAAGCCUCCAGGCCAAUAGCCAUAGACGCUUUUGCUACGCGACAUUCCGCGACGCAGAGGGGGCAGCGAAAGCAAUCAGACUUGACGGAAAGGUUCUCGAGGGCAAGUACAAGCUCGUGGCCAAAUAUUCUGACCCCCACAACAAGAAGAACCGUGAAGGCCCCGUAGAAGAAGGCCGAGAAGUUCACGUCACCAAUGUCCCUGAACAGGUGACAGAGGCAGAACUGAAGGCCAUCUUCGAGAAAUACGGUACCGUACAACGUGUUCGCAUUCUUCUCACCAAGAAUGGCCACAGUCGCGGUACUGCCUUCGUGGUAUUCGAAACCAAAAAUCAAGCUGAGGAGGCCGUUACUGAGCUGGACCAGACAAAGCUGAGGAACAACAUUCUCAAGGUGGAAAAGUCUGUUGCGAAAAACUUCAAACCUGUGACCAGGGCUGGGCCGUCGAUGUCACCCUCACCGGGCCCCAGCGGUGCGAAGGAUGCAGAAGGAGACAACGCCAUGUUAGACUACGACGAUGAACACGCCAAGCCUAAGCCGGCCAAGUCGGCGGAACGAACGUUCGCGCUCAUGGGCUUACCCGACACAAUGAAUGACGCCCGCGUUCAGGCUCUGGUGGAAUCACACGGUCAGCUUGUCAAGCUCACACUUCGCCAUGAUCACGGCGGUGCCAUCCUCGAGUUUGUCGAUGCAGCCACUGCGGGGAAGGCCCAACUAUCUCUGGAUGGCACUGAGGUUGAAGGCCGAAAGCUCAAAACGGGAUCCGUCUCUGACCUGUUUCAAGAGAAGGGCGAGGUCAGGAUCGACCGUAUUGAUCAGAAGCCGGCUCCGCCAGCUCCUGCUCCGAACAGCAAAAGUAAAGCUACCAGUACGAUGAUGCCACCUCCGUCGACCAUAAUACGUCGGCCGGUGCUCGGAUCCAAGGGCCAGAAACGCGGUCUUGGAUUUGGUGGUGUUAUCAACAAGGAACAGAAAGCAGAGCCGUCGUCGUCAGCUCCUACGACCAACGGGGAGAACGGCGUCUCGUCUGACACAUCUAGCGACGGAAUGAAGAGCAACGCUGAUUUCCGGGCGCUUUUACUGGGCAGUGGACCAAAAAAGGAUGCUACGACCCUCUCGACCACGGACAAAAAGGCUGCUGAUAAUGGAGGCGCUGAUGAAGAUAAGAACGACAACUAG
Diaporthe citri is the source of this 3351-nucleotide messenger RNA. RefSeq lists its product as uncharacterized. Gene Ontology annotation, biological process: RNA processing. Lineage: Eukaryota; Fungi; Ascomycota; Sordariomycetes; Diaporthales; Diaporthaceae. The record is from RefSeq and is a predicted model, not a curated record. Gene Ontology annotation, cellular component: cytosol. The coding region runs from base 1 to 3351 and encodes 1116 amino acids. Gene Ontology annotation, molecular function: mRNA binding; protein binding. The transcript has a single exon.